GGUCAAUGUCGCCCGCCGGCGCUGGUGCCCCGGUGCCCCCGGAGAGCUGUCUGGGGCGCGUGACCCCGGAGCCCCGGGCAUCCGGACCCCGCUCACAGGCGCAGCCGCUAUUAAGGCAGGAGGCUAAAGAGGAGGAGGAAGGGGAGGAGACAGGCGCCCAGGGCUCCUGGGGAGCCGGCGCUGCGGAGAAGGGGCGGCGGGGCUGGCGGAAGGCCGCCGAGGCGCCUGCGGCCGGAGAGGGCCAGGUCGGGGCUGCGGGCGCCGCGGCGAGCGGGUCAGGCUCCAAGGGUGGAGGCGCGGGCGGCGGCCGCGGGGGCUGGUGGCGGCUCCUUGCCUGGCUGCGGCGGCGGCAGCCCCAGUGCUGCCCCUGUGCGGCGCCCCUUCCCCGCUCCGCCGCGCACUGUUGUCAUGGAGGAACCAAGAUGGCGGCUCUGGCCUACAACCUGGGCAAGCGAGAGAUCAACCACUACUUCAGCGUGAGGAGCGCCAAGGUGCUGGCGAUGGUGGCCGUGCUGCUGCUCGCAGCGUGCCACCUCACCUCCCGCCGCUACCGAGGCAGUGAUUCAUGUGAAUACCUUCUCUCAAGUGGCAGAUUUCUUGGAGAGAAAGUUUGGCAACCUCACAGUUGUAUGAUGCAUAAAUACAAAAUCAGUGAAGCAAAGAACUGCCUUGUAGAUAAACAUAUUGCGUUUAUUGGAGAUUCCAGAAUUCGUCAGUUGUUUUAUUCUUUUGUAAAAAUAAUUAAUCCCCAAUUCAAAGAAGAAGGAAAUAAGCAUGAAAACAUUCCUUUUGAAGACAAGAUUUCAUCAGUCAAAGUGGAUUUUCUGUGGCAUCCAGAAGUUAAUGGCUCUAUGAAACAGUGUAUGAAAGUAUGGGCUGAGUUUUCCACACUGAGCAUGUAUUGCCUUUAUAAUGAGACAGUAACUCAUUUGUGUUCUUACAUAUGGGAUUCUGUUGCAAAGCCCCAUGUGAUUGUAGCAGGAGCUGCCACAUGGUCUAUUAAGAUUCACAAUGGUAGCAAUGAAGCGCUUUCUCAAUAUAAAAUGAACAUUACCUCCAUCGCACCACUUCUAGAAAAACUGGCAAAGACUAGUGAUGUUUAUUGGGUCUUACAAGAUCCUGUUUAUGAAGAUCUAUUAAGUGAAAAUAGGAAAAUGAUCACUAAUGAGAAGAUAGAUGCCUACAAUGAAGCUGCAGUCAGUAUUUUGAAUAGUAGCACCAGAAAUUCUAAAUCAAAUGUUAAGAUGUUCAGUGUUUCCAAAUUAAUUGCUCAAGAAACCAUCAUGGAGUCUUUGGAUGGCUUACAUCUUCCUGAAUCAAGCAGAGAAACUAGUGCAAUGAUUCUUAUGAACGUGUAUUGCAAUAAGAUUUUGAAGCCUGUAGAUGGUUCGUGUUGUCAACCGCGUCCUCCUCUUACUCUCAUACAGAAGCUAGCUGCUUGUUUUUUCACUUUAUCUAUUAUUGGAUAUUUAAUCUUUUAUAUUAUUCAUCGUAAUGCUCAUCGGAAGAAUAAGCCGUGUACUGAUUUGGAAAGCGGAGAGGAAAAGAAAAACAUUAUCAAUACUCCCAUGUCUCCAUUAGAAAUACUUUUACAGUCUUUCUGCAAACUUGGCCUGAUUAUGGCUUAUUUCUAUAUGUGUGACCGUGCAAAUUUAUUUAUGAAGGAAAACAAAUUUUAUACACAUUCAACUUUCUUUAUUCCAAUUAUCUACAUCUUGGUUUUGGGAGUAUUUUACAAUGAAAAUACUAAAGAGACUAAAGUAUUAAAUAGAGAACAAACAGAUGAAUGGAAAGGCUGGAUGCAACUUGUGAUCUUGAUUUAUCAUAUCUCUGGAGCAAGUACAUUUUUGCCUGUGUACAUGCACAUUCGGGUUCUGGUUGCUGCAUAUCUAUUUCAGACAGGGUAUGGGCAUUUCUCCUACUUUUGGAUCAAAGGAGACUUUGGAAUCCAUAGAGUAUGUCAGGUCUUAUUUCGUCUCAAUUUCCUGGUAGUGGUGUUAUGUGUAGUAAUGGAUCGGCCUUAUCAAUUCUAUUACUUUGUCCCCUUGGUCACUGUAUGGUUCAUGGUCAUAUAUGUUACUUUAGCACUAUGGCCACAAAUAAUCCAAAAAAAAGCAAACGGAAAUUGUUUCUGGCAUUUUGGCUUACUGUUGAAACUAGCCUUCUUGCUGUUGUGUAUAUAUUUUUUGGCAUAUUCUCAGGGGGCAUUUGAGAAGAUCUUUUCUCUUUGGCCAUUGUCGAAGUGUUUUGAACUGAAAGGGAAUGUGUAUGAAUGGUGGUUCAGGUGGAGGUUAGAUCGUUACGUUGUCUUUCAUGGAAUGUUGUUUGCUUUCAUUUAUCUGGCUUUACAGAAGCGUCAAGUACUUUCUGAAGGAAAGGGUGAACCUCUUUUUUCAAACAAAAUUUCAAAUUUUCUAUUGUUUGUUUCAGUAGUUUCUUUCUUGACUUAUUCCAUCUGGGCUAGCAGUUGUAAAAACAAAGCAGAGUGCAAUGAACUCCACCCAUCUGUUUCUGUGGUACAGAUUUUAGCCUUCAUCCUAAUAAGGAAUAUCCCUGGAUAUGCCCGUUCUGUUUACAGUUCAUUUUUUGCUUGGUUUGGAAAAAUUUCCUUAGAGCUGUUUAUCUGCCAGUAUCACAUCUGGCUGGCAGCGGACACAAGGGGUAUUUUGGUUCUCAUACCCGGAAACCCCACACUCAACAUCAUUGUCAGCUCUUUCAUAUUUGUCUGUGUGGCACACGAAAUUUCUCAGAUCACUAAUGAUCUUGCACAGAUUAUUAUUCCUAAAGAUAACUCAUCUCUGCUGAAAAGGUUGGCAUGCAUAGCUGCAUUUUUUUGUGGACUCCUCAUCUUAUCAUCCAUUCAAGAUAAAUCAAGACAUUAGGUUCCUAACAUCCUAAAAAACUGAAAUUCUUCAGGCUAAGUUUGUGUCUGCCUAGAAGAGAAAAGCAUCUAUCUGGAAAUAUAAAUGUGUACGUAAAAACAAAUGUGUGGCAAGAGGACAGUUCAGUGACGUCUGUUGAACAUGUGUGGUUGUGUCUUUUGGAAAUGUACGUAUCCAAUGUGAAAUGCUGAAAAAAAAAUUGAGGAAGCAGUGUGUAUCAAAUAGGAUUGCAUGUGAAAAGUCUUUUCUACUAGGUCUGUAUUUCCAUUUAUAAAUGACUUUUAAGUUAACGUAUGAAGGCAGGGAAAUAGUUACCUUUCCAGUAAAAAAUACAGGUUAUUUAAUUAGCCAAGUGAUACCACCAAGUGUUUUGAUAUUUACUAAAUUUGUGGUAAUAAGUUUGUCUACACCUACAUCUAUCAUGGAACUUCCUACUUCACUGAAAACUUUCUUACUCCAGAGUGACUGCAGUAUUGUUUUCUUACCAUGUGUGCAAUGAUGUGGAAUGAGAAACAGUAUGCCUCUAAUUUCUGUGUUCAUGUUCUGAUGUUAUAUGUUUCUUGACAUAAUUUUUCUUCCUAACUAUGGUUUUCAGGUAUACAAGCCUAAAUCUUUGUACACUUGUCUCACCAAGUUCUUCUAGGCUCCAUGACAGGGUUUUGUCAUUGUUGAUGUUACUGUUGCUUCUUUUUAUAAAAAGGCCAAAUUUUCUUUCCAAUCCAAACAUUCACCUGCUUCCUUCCCUUAAGCUAUCCCAGUGUAACACCAGUUACCCUGUGGAUCCAUUUAAUUUGUUUUCCCCAACUAAUUAAUUUUUGUAUAUUAUUUCCAAUGUUUGGAAAGCUCUUUAUAACCAUUUUGGUAUUUCCUAUUACUCCCUCCUAUUUUUAAAAAAAUAUUUAUCAAUCUAAACUUGUGCAGUAUAGUAAAGAUUCAAGUUGUUUUGAUUGAGAUGUAUAUAACCAUAAGGAAACCAGUGAGUUUUGUCAGUAUAUGUUUCAGGUUUUGUUUUGUUUUGUUACAAGUUAACUGUUAGAGGUAUAAAUUUAUUUAUCUGUUGUACAGAUUUAAUUAUGACUUUUAAUGUUUGAAAGAAAUGCACUUGUUUGCUCUUACUAUGUGUGGGGUAAAAAAUAUUUUCUGUUCUGAUAUAUGAAAAUAUGGAGUAAUUUAAACAGUAAAUAAACGUUCUGUGGAUGCUUAUUUUUGUAUUGGCAAAGUAUCAAUUAAA
Molecule: messenger RNA, 4113 nt
Organism: Manis javanica (Malayan pangolin)
Lineage: Eukaryota; Metazoa; Chordata; Mammalia; Pholidota; Manidae
Gene: CASD1
Product: CAS1 domain containing 1
Cellular component (GO): Golgi membrane
Molecular function (GO): N-acetylneuraminate 9-O-acetyltransferase activity
Source: RefSeq, a predicted model, not a curated record